This is a messenger RNA of Staurois parvus, 543 nucleotides long. NCBI's taxonomy places the organism in Eukaryota, Metazoa, Chordata, Amphibia, Anura, Ranidae. The record is from the annotation of a GenBank genome assembly.
UCAUCUCCUGUACUGUCCGCAGUCUCUGGUCAUCUCCUGUACUGUCCGCAGUCUCUGGUCAUCCCUGUACUGUCCGCAGUCUCUGGUCAUCCCCAUUGUACUGUCUGCAGUCUCUGGUCAUCCCUGUACUGUCUGCAGUCUCUGGUCAUCCCUGUACUGUCUGCAGUCUCUGGUCAUCCUGACUGUCUGCAGUCUCUGGUCAUCCCUGUACUGUCUGCAGUCUCUGGUCAUCCCUGUACUGUCUGCAGUCUCUGGUCAUCCCUGUACUGUCUGCAGUCUCUGGUCAUCCCUGUACUGUCUGCAGUCUCUGGUCAUCCCUGUACUGUCUGCAGUCUCUGGUCAUCCCUGUACUGUCUGCAGUCUCUGGUCAUCCCUGUACUGUCUGCAGUCUUGGUCAUCCCUGUACUGUCUGCAGUCUCUGGUCAUCCCUGUACUGUCUGCAGUCUCUGGUCAUCCCUGUACUGUCUGCAGUCUCUGGUCAUCCCUGUACUGUCUGCAGUCUCUGGUCAUCCCUGUACUGUCUGCAGUCUCUGGUCAUCCCUG